AUGACCACAACUAUUGCCAACCAGAAGUUGGCCGAACGCCUUUUCAUUUUGAAUGAUCGUCAGUUGGGAGUGCUCACUCGGUUACAUCAUAUGAAACAAAUAUUGAACUCCCCGGAUUUUCGACCAUCGGUUCUUCCAGGCGGCGAUAAGAUGUUUGAUGCUGCCUGGAAGACGUUGCUUAAAAAAUUCCCCUCUGUCGAUACAAAAGGUGGUCAAACAAACCUACAGCCUUUUGUUAGUCACCAGAAGGAGUUGUUUGGUAUCACUUCCUCUUACUAUUACAACUUUGUGGACGUUCUUGAGGUGCGUGACAAUGUUAGUGACACCUUGGCGCGUUUUGGGUGUGCUCACAUACAGUUUGACAUAACUGUGAAUUCGGAUCUCACUCGUUUGUAUUUGGAGCUAAUCAGCAAUUACUUUGCACUUAUGUUUUUUCUCACUCGAAUACCCGACACAAGAGCCAUUUUGGCGUUAUUUAAUUUUCUGUAUGAUCAGUUACAUGGAAAAACGGAACCGAAUUUUCCUCGGAUGGCGGAGUUGUUUACGGAAACGCCUGAAACCAUGUUGAAGCAACUACAUUCUGAUAUCUGUCCACAUUCACGUAUCUUGCUCAAAGCACUCAAUUCUUUGAACGAUUUUUUUGUUCGUCGUACUGUCAGGGCUCAAAAUUGGAGUGAUGGGCACUUUCUAAAUAUUCUGAAUGAACCCAGCAAAAUCGCACACACUGUGUUAGGAGAUCAACUUGUUUGCGAACUCAUACCCUACGAAAUGAUGGAACGCUGGGUCGUGUUCGGUUAUUUGCUUAUCUACAAGGAUUUGAGCGACGAAGAUGCCUUUGCUAGACUCAAAAUGGCAUUGCGGCACACCUACGUCGUUGUACUCUUUCGUGACGAGAUUAUAUACGUGCAUUCUCUAAUACAGUCCUUCUUAGAAUCUGUUUGGACCAACAAAGUUGGCCUUAAGCGUAUCAGCGAAGUAAAGGAGACUUUGGCCACCGCUUGUUCUCAAACAUUCGAAGUUCAUGCAGAUCGCCGCGCCUAUCUGAGAUCAGCCUUGCGACAACUACACUUGAUUCUGGCCGAUGAGCCUGGUUUUCUUGGUCCCAAAGCAUUUCUGGUCUUUUGGGGGCUGUCAUACGCUACCGAUGAAGUCCACUGGCUAUUGCGCCAUAUUUCGAACCCAGCUGUGAAAAAGUCAGGCGGUGGUGGUGGUGGAAUUUCUCGUUCUGGAGCCAAUUUGUCCGAGGAGUGUAUAGACCCUUUCUUGCCCGAAUUGCUAUUUUACAUGGAGGAACUGCGCAUGCUUGUUAUCCGAUACACACCCGUUAUCCAAAGGUUUUACGGACAGCUGUUAACGUCUUACGAUGCCCCUGGCCUUGCUGAACUUCUUCAAGACGUGUCACCGCUUGUGUCUAAUGAAGAAGCCACGAUGCUUUCCAGUAUUACCAAACAGUUGUCAGAGUUAUCUGAGCACAACUCACUGCAAAACACUAACCAGACUUCGAGUGAACAAUUUUCGAUGUUUGAUUUUUCCGGUAUCCGUUUGGAUUGGCUGCGUUUACAGGCCAGCAUGUGUUGCAAAGAUGCUCCCGUCAAAUUAGCCGAACACCGUCGCUUGGUGGAACACCUUCAUUCUACCAUAUUCCAUACAAAACUUGUUGAUUAUAUAGACGAAUUACUUCGCCUUGUUUCGGAUCUAUCAGUUUUCAAUUUUUACCCCGCACAGUUUGCCGAGUUGUUCACACAUUGCUUACUCUGUCCAGCGCAGUUGCGUUUCAGCAUCGUGUUUCCCAGUCUCUGCUCCCAUGCGCUGCAGGCAUGUCAUGAUUUGUGUCCUGAAGAGCGUCCGUAUUUGGGGCGUAGUUCCUUUCGCAUGGCGCACCACUUUUGCCAAAAGAUCGCUGACCGUGUAUGUGCGGAUAUCCUAGCAAGAGUGGAUGAAUUCGGCAAUCUGGCCGAUCAACUGUCCCCUCAGAGUGCUGUUAUUUUUCUACCAGAGGAGAAGGCUGCGAAAAGAAAAAACAAGAAGCACAGUGUUGGGUCUAAAUCCCUCUCGAAUGGUUCCAUACUUGAGUUGACCAAAGGUAAAAUUUCAUCGUCAAACGCAUACGGGGUAUCAAACUCCCUGGGACCAGGAGCUACUUCUGAUAAGGCUUCUUUUCUACCAGGCAUUGAAAGUUUCCGGCGUAGCCGAGAGGAACAAACGUCUGGAGACCGCACACUGUUCAGUCUGAGCCAGUUGUGCCAGGCAGUGAAUCACUACCGUGAAUUGGUGGUAUAUGAUCAAGUAAUUCAUCCGCGAGAAAUUUUGCAAGCUGAAAUACAGUCUCGGUUAAUCGAGGUAUUGGCAAGUUAUACAGAAAUCACAUCUGUUGGUGAACCGGUUGGCGAUUCAAUAAUUACAAAGCCAUCUGAACUGUGGCGCCGCGUGCGUGCGCUAAUGGAUGUACUCAUGGAUUUGGAGCACCACGUAUGCAUUGAUGUAGUCGGGAUCUUUUCCACCGUUUUCGCCCAACACACGCAGCCACGGGAUGGAUUCAAAGGUCAACCCACCGUGACGGCACAUUACACAAGGUGGUACAUCGGAACAUUUCUAAAGCACGCCUACAUGGACCAUUUCGUUUAUUCCCCUCUGCUCAAGAGCUUCGUAACUUUCGUGUCACCGGAUGUAGUCCGUUUUCGAGCCGAAGACUUUGCUGAUCUAAACGAGUUACGAGCAUUAUCCGAGCUGUUGGGAUCCUUGGGUAUGAAAUACCUGUGUGACCAGUUGAUGCAGGAUGUUGGGAAUCGAGUGGAUGAAAUCAAGAAAUUGGUGUUACAAAACCGGUCUACGCUGGAGCACCUGCGCGAGUGUUUUGAUGAUCCUGUCAAGACGAGACAGUACGCCAGUGCUUUACAAAACAGCGAUUCUCUCCUCACACUCCUCAAGGAGAUUGGAGUUGCUCUUGCUUUCCGGAGACUUUGUUCCGAAGCCUCAAAUGAUAUCCUUCAGCUUCACGUUCCAUUUCUGAUGUCAUCAAUAAAGAAUCUCCGCAACUAUGUAUCCCAACAAUCUGGCGGUCAGUUACUACCCCCAUGUCCCAGUCCGCACAACUCGGGGGCCCGGGAUGAAAUGGAGUCCAUUUACGCUCAUUUUAACUCGCAACUGGUGCUCAACAAUCUCUCUUCGUGCAUGGGGAUUCUGUCCGACCUGGAUUACAGCCUAUGCGCCAUUCUGAACAGUCGUCGACAGGCCAUGCUCGCUACUGCCAGUCAAUCCAGUGCGCCCGGAGGUGCCGCUGGUUUGGCCGCUGUCUAUCCCGAACUGGACUAUCUUAUCGCUGGAUUGUUUAUUGUGUUCGUCGCGAACGCUCUUCCUCGUCUUGCCAGACAGGAAGGCAGUCUUUACCAUCUGGAUCUGGAGGCAAGCGAGAAUAAUUCACACUGCCUUGCUUACUCGGUAAACGCAUUGAUGGUUGCGAUGUUCUCACUGCUUCGUCCUGGUGACCUUGAGGCUCGUUCUAAAGAAUUCCUAGCCCUAGCCUCUUCCAACCUUCUCCGACUGGGCUUGGAGACGUCUGCUUCGGUUCUCUCUUCUGAAGUGUGUGGAAAUAACCCACAACCGCCAAGUUCGGGUACGAACCCAAUGAACAGCCCUGCUGCGAAACUGCGUGACUCUCUCUACAUUCUCUUCGAUAAUCUGAUACGACAUUCGCCCUGCUUGUCUCACAGUUUACAAGAAGCAUGCUUUCCCUAUUCCCUAAUCCGAUGUGCUUACCACAACAUGGCUAAGCUAGCUGAGUCUGGUAGCCGGCAUAACCUUGUGUCUUCCGGACGAGGCGAAGUAAAACUCCGCGAAUAA
This is a messenger RNA of Dicrocoelium dendriticum, 3840 nucleotides long. Lineage: Eukaryota; Metazoa; Platyhelminthes; Trematoda; Plagiorchiida; Dicrocoeliidae. The record is from the annotation of a GenBank genome assembly.